Molecule: messenger RNA, 1647 nt
Organism: Recurvomyces mirabilis
Lineage: Eukaryota; Fungi; Ascomycota; Dothideomycetes; Mycosphaerellales; Teratosphaeriaceae
Exons: 3
Coding region: 1-1647 (548 amino acids)
Source: RefSeq, a predicted model, not a curated record
AUGGCUGCAGGCGGUGCCGGCGCACCACCAUACCCACAAGCUCUCCAGCCUGGCUAUCCGGGACAACAGCAACCCUACCAGCAACAACCUCCAUAUCAGUCGGGUCCACCAGGCUACGGCUCGCCGGCACCUGGUUACGGUCAGCAGCAGCAGCAGGGCGGUUACUCACGUCCACCUCCGCCGCCGCCAGGUCAGCUGGUGAGUCCUUACCCAGGUCAGCAGCAGCAACAAUAUGGCCAUCCGCCAUCACAACAAUACGGAGGACAUGGUUCGCAGCAACAAUCGCAGUACGGGUCACAGCCACCGUAUUCACAGCAACAAUCACCAUAUCCUCAGCAAUCGGGUCCACCAGGUUACGGCUAUGGCGGCCCUCCUCCACAGCAAGGCGGCGGCUACGGAGGACCUCCUCCGCAAGGUCAGUAUGGACAGCAGCCACCUCAAGGCGGAUACGGCGGACAGCAGGGAGGACCCCAAUACGGAGGAGCACCACCACCACAAGGCGGAGCACCACAGAAUGUGCAGGGCUACGUUCAGCAGCUGCAGCAGGCAGUGCAGGAGAAGCAGCUAAAUGCGUUCUACGGCCCUGGCACGCCCGGCGGACAGCGUCUCCCGCAGAUCGCCCAACGUGCUGCACAACAAGUUGACCGCCUCUGCCAGGCGUGGCGCAUCCAGAGAGAGAUCGCUACGGAUAUCGUCCGUCUUGCACUGUAUGAUGUCGUGAUCUACAUCGACGACUCUGGCUCCAUGUCCUUCGAAGAGAACGGCGAGCGUAUCAAGGAUCUCCAGCUCAUCAUGCAGCGCGUGGCAUUUGCCGCCACCCUCUUCGACGAGGACGGUAUCGAUGUUCGCUUCAUGAACGAUGAGCAGAUCCCGCUCAACAUGCUAUCUGGUCUUCGCACGGAGCAGCAGAUCGAGCAGCUGCUCACGAACAAGCGCUACAAGGGAUUGACGCCGUUCGGUACCGAGCUUCGCAAGAAGGUCAUCGAUCCGAUCCUCAUCCCUAAGCUCCGUAGCCAGCAGCUGCAGAAGCCGCUACUGGUCAUUGCCAUCACCGACGGUCAGCCGGCGGGCGAGAACCAGAAUGAGUUGAUUGACACCGUGCGCUAUGCUCUUGAUAAUGCACGUCGCUCGAGCUACGGUACAGGUGCGAUUGCAUUCCAAUUUGCGCAGGUCGGCAACGAUCAAAAGGCUACUGAGUUCUUGGCCAAGCUGGACAAUGACCCGGUGGUCGGCAAAGAGGUAGACUGCACUUCUAACUACGAGAACGAGUCCGCGGAGAUGGCUAAGGCCCAACCCCCAGUCGACUUGACCCCCGACUUGUGGAUGAUCAAGCUCAUCCUCGGUGCCAUCGACCCGAGCUACGAUACCAAAGACGAAAAGGCCGGUAUGGCUCCUGGUGCAGGUAUGCCACCAGGCGGCGGCUACGGCGGCCCCGGAGGCCAUCAAGGAGGCUAUGGUGGUCCGCAGCAAGGCUACGGCGGUCCACCCCCUGGUCAGGGCGGCCCAGGUGGCUAUGGCGGUCAGCAGCCGCAGCAAGGUUAUGGUGGUCCUCCUCCUGGUCAAGGUGGUUACCCGCCCCAGCAAGGGUACGGGGGACAGCCGCAACAGAGCGGGUACGGUGCUCCUCCACCACCGCGACGCUAUUAG